Molecule: messenger RNA, 327 nt
Organism: Terrapene triunguis (Three-toed box turtle)
Lineage: Eukaryota; Metazoa; Chordata; Testudines; Emydidae
Product: trypsin-3-like
Exons: 2
Biological process (GO): proteolysis
Molecular function (GO): serine-type endopeptidase activity
Source: RefSeq, a predicted model, not a curated record
AUGACCUGCGGCGACCCGCCCUGGGCUAGCAGCUCGGGGGCCGUGCGUGCUAUCCGCAACCCCCAUUACAAUUUGCGCACCAAAGACAGUGACCUCUUGCUGCUCAAGCUGGCGCCCCCUGCUGCCAUCAACGAGUAUGUGUGGCCCCUGCCGCUGGCCACGCGCUGUGUCCCUCCCAGCCGGCGCUGCCUGGUGUUGGGGUGGGGAACGACCUCCAGCCCCCCAGCGACAUUCUCCGACGUCCUACAUUGCACAGACAUGAACACGAUCUCAGCAGCAGAGUGUCAGGCGGCGUACCCUGCGGGCGUGACUGACAACAUGUUGUGU